UGUUUUCUCUAUGGGCGUGCGUUUUACCGGGUGUUUGGCCCCAACUUUCCUCCCUACGCUCACAGGUGCGUGUGUUGCCGUCGGAGCAGACGUUUCUGUGAUGUGGUUGACCGUGCGGUGAUUAGCGCGUCCGAGUUUUUGAUUUGUGCCAACGUUUGUGCAUCGUAUCUCCAGAUGGCUGUUUUGAGCGCCCCUGCACUGUCAGACCUGUGGAUUCCUGCCGCCGUCAUGGUACUAGGAGGUUUAAUAGCGGGCAUUAGCAGGAAGUUGUCGCUGAUCGCAAACUUGCGUUUCAAGGUCGACAAAUCAACUCUUCGGAAUGGUGGCGACUUGGUGGCCGACGUGCUCAAGGCCCACGAUGUCAAGUUCCUGUUCUGCCUCAGCGGCGGUCAUAUUUCUCCCAUCUUGGUGGCUGCUGAACGUGAAGGCAUUCGCGUUGUGGACACCAGACACGAGGUUAAUGCAGUCUUUGCAGCCGACGCGGUGGCAAGGCUUUCUGGAAAGAUUGGAGUGGCUGCAGUCACUGCUGGACCAGGCCUGACUAACACAGUGACUGCAGUCAAGAAUGCUCAGAUGGCCGAGUCCCCUGUGCUCUUGCUGGGCGGCGCAGCUGCAACGGCUGUCAAAGGACGAGGGGCUCUACAAGACAUUGAUCAGCUGUCACUGUUCAAGUCGCUGUGCAAGUUCCAGGCCACUGUCACUACGGUCAGGGACAUUGUGCCCACUCUGCGAACAGCACUGCAGAAGGCACAGUCCGACACACCAGGCCCUGUGUUUGUGGAGCUCCCAAUCGACGUCCUCUACCCAUACUCAAUCGUGCAGGCGGAGGUUGGCUUCAAAGGAAGACCAGGCAGCCUUGGUCAGAAGCUAGUCAAACUGUACCUCGACUACUACAUGCACAACGUCUUUGCUGGUGCAUUUGUGCCCAGAGAUGUUUCACCUCUGCCUGUCAGCAUUCCCUUGGCAAGACAGUCCGAAGUCCAGCAGUGCGCAGAGAUCAUCUCACGUGCCAAGCGACCUGUCUGCAUUGUGGGCAGCCAGGCGACAUUGCCCCCCUUACCUGUGCAGGAACUGAGGGCAGCCCUGGAGAAACUGGGCAUUCCUUGCUUCCUUGGAGGCAUGGCCCGUGGUCUGCUGGGUCGCCACAGCGAGAUCCAGAUGCGCCACUGCCGCAGGGAUGCUUUGGCCCAGGCAGAUGUGGUCAUCCUGGCAGGCUCGGUGUGUGACUUUCGUCUGUCGUACGGCCGUGUGUUGAGCCGCAAGUCAAAGAUCAUUGCUGUUAAUCGAAACAGGUCUCAACUUUACAAGAACUCGGAUGCAUUUUGGAAGCCAACGGUAGCAGUUGAGGCCGAUGUUGGAUCGUUCCUGGCUUCCUUAGCUGAAGCCCUCCCUGACUUCAAAUGUGAUCUGUCUUGGAUUCAAACACUGCGUGACAUGGACAAUGCCAAAGAAGAGAAGAACAAGGCCAUGGUAGAGGUGCCAGCUGACAAGCACUUGAGCCCAUUGAAGGUUCUUAGUGAACUGGAGGCAUCCCUGCCGGAUGACACCAUCCUGGUUGCUGAUGGUGGCGACUUUGUGGGAACAGCGUCUUACAUCCUCAGGCCGAGUGGGCCACUGAGGUGGCUAGAUCCUGGUGCCUUUGGGACCCUGGGUGUUGGUGGGGGCUUUGCCUUGGGCGCAAAGCUGUGCCAUCCCGAAGCUUUGGUGGUGAUCAUAUAUGGAGAUGGCUCUCUUGGUUACUCCAUGCUGGAGUUUGACACCUUCGUGAGGCACAAGAUUCCAGUUGUGGCCGUGGUUGGCAAUGAUGCAUGUUGGAUGCAGAUUUCUAGGGAGCAGGUCAAAAUGUUCAAGAGCAACGUCGCUUGCGGGCUGAGUUACACAGACUACCACAAGUCAGUUGAGGGCCUUGGAGCAAAGGGCAUGCUAGCGUCGCUGCCCGACAAGGACCGACUGGCCGAAAUCUUCAAGGAGGCACAGAGGCUGAAUGCAGAGGGCCACAGUGUGCUCAUCAACUGCCUUAUCGGAAAGACCUCCUUUAGGGAAGGCAGUAUCUCUGUGUGAUGUCAAACACAACCGCUCUGUUUAUGUUCUGUGGCAUCAUCACAGAAGCUGAGGAUGCUGCUGCUACCGGUGAUCUAGUUUGGUGGAACGAUGCAAUCCGAUGGAAGAAUGAUGCAAUGCGUAGGCCCGUUUGAUUUGCCCGCACUUCGCCCUUAGUUUCAACAGUUCAACAUCAGCACGAUGACAUUCAUCUCACUCAGUGAAGGUUUCCUGUGGAACAAGUUCACAGUAUGUUGUGCACCUACAGAGGGUGCAGGAAGUGUCAAGCUCUUCUGCUCAAGCGUAAAACUGGUACCAAACUGGCGAGAACCAGUUCACGUAGUGCAGGGCGAAUCGAAUAGACCUAACAUGGGAGCUUUGCAGGGGUGAAUGCUGCAUUGGUUUUCAUCGCAUGGUUUGUUUCAAGACAUGCACCAUAGCAAUGGAGGCAUUAGCUUUUUAGGUCAGAAAAAAUAUUCCCAACUUCCAUGUCUUAUUUUAAAACUACAUCUUCCCUAAGGGCUACCUAAAGAUAGCUGGUUUUCAUGUUUUAUCCUAGAACUAGCAGGCUUUCUUUUCCUUAAUUGGUAUUAUAAGUUAGAGUGGUUGCCAUGUUGUUCUACAGGUAGCAGCACGGUCUGCUGAACGACAUGCAUCAUAUCAGCUCAUGUAUGGUUGCAAAAUUUUGUUUACUUCGCAGCUCCACCCUUGCUUGCUACCUGAUGUGUAAACUAGGCCAGAACUGUAUGGUGGUGCGAUGAGUUGCACAAAAGCAUAAUCGUUGAAGCGACUGACCAUUCUUCAAACACUGGCGGGAAGUUGUCAACCCUUUCUUUGAGAACUCCCGCUUCACCUGUGUUUGGAGAAGCUUUUUGCUCACUAUUUGUGUUACUUCUAAAUGCAGUCACAUUUUCCUUUGGGAAAAGCCAGCUCGUACCUGUAAGGUGUGACUGACGCCAACUGGAUGCAUGCUAGCUAGUUCAAGCAAAUUUGCUUGAACAGCUGUGAGCAGUAUGAGACGGAUCACUUCAUUUGUUUUCAGGCGAUGUUUACUUCUGACAUGUGGACUUGCAUGUCAGACAAAAUAUGCACCAAGUAACUUUCCUUUUGAAGAUUGAGUCUCAUGUAACUCUCGGUUAUGUUCGGCAUAGACCUAAGCUGCUGGGGCCUUCUUUAAUGCAGAUUUGGGCAUUCCCUUCUGUAGUGCUCUCGGGUGCACUUAAAUAAAUAUAAACAAAGUAUCAACUGCUGCUGAGUGCAGGUACAGAGGGACCAGCUAGUGAUGAUUGAAAUGAUGGCAGCCAAAGCUAUGGGCAACUUUUCGCAUUGCAGACUGUGGUAACGCAAACCCUUCUUACAUUUGUUUCAUCAUGGUUGGCUGUUGAUAUUUCAAAAAUUUGAAUUCAAAUAUCUUGUCCUGUGGUAUGUUGAGAUACUUCAGUGAAAGCUUGGAAGGCCCUUCUCAUGAAAAAAACUUAUAUAGAACUUACUGUCCAUGAGCCAACACGUGCAACUGAUUUCAAGUGUGCCUUAUCAGGCUGUUAUGAGCCAUCUCGAGAGAUGGCACAUUUGAUGAUUUCACAAAUGAUGGAGAUUAGGCGUUGCACCCAAGAACCAGUGCAAUAGAAAUUACCUGAAUUUACAAGUAUUUUUAUAUUAUAGUAUGUGUGUUCCUAUAUUCACUCUUGUGUUGAGAUUGUGUGGCUGUCAUCAUGAAUGAAAGGGAUGGAAUGCUACGAUCAAGGACCAUUACUGUUAAGAUUGCCAGAAUGUUGAAGUAUUUUUUAUAAUUAUAGUACAUACUGCAACUCCUCAACUCAUCAUUGUGACAAUUUUCAUUUUUUACGUAUUUACCAUCAGUAAAACUAAGGCAGAUAGCAGAACUAGUAAAGUCGACUUGUAUAAUUACAUUAACCUUUUACAGAUUUUGUUAUGAGCUUGAAGUGAAAUGAGGGAGUAGGCAAUGCUAAAAGUGACAUUGUUUUAUAAAAAAAAGUAGUCUGAGCAUGCUUAAAAAAAUUAUGACAUCUUACACUUAACACUACUUCAUGUCAGUUUUUGUGAUUUUGCAACAUUGUGAUUGUGUGCACCUAAAUCGGGGAGAUUAUGGCAAAUCAAUCUGUGCAAAUCAGGGAGGGAUGUUUACUAGAAAGCUAUAUUGGUGUACUCCUAUAGUGUUCAGUUUUAUAGCAAACAUUGGUGUGUCACCAACAGGGUAUUCCAAACUGUAUUAGUACUAUACAGUUAAACCUCGAUAUAACGAAGUUGUACUUGCAGCGAAAAACUUCGUUAUAUCGAGGUUUCGUUCCUUCAUAGAACUAAGAUGGCGAAAUAAAUAUAGUUCAUUACAUUGCAAAUUUCGUUAAAUCGAGGUUCAUUAUAUCGUGGUUUGACUGUACAUAUGUUCAAUUUCCUAACGGCAACAACAGUGCAUCACGAACAGGGUAUAAACAGGAAGUGAACCAAAAUGUUACCCACAACUGCUUUCGUGCAGCGAAGACCAGUGGACGACAUCAAAUAUAAAUGCAAUGCAAUUUGUGAUGGAGUCCUUAAUUUGUUUUAAAAUGCAAUGAUUACAAAAUAAAAGUUCCGUUUCAUAUAUCUCAUUUGAAUAGAAAACUUGUACAGUAGAACCCUGUUGAUACAUUUUUCAGGGGACCGGGGAAAGAAACGUAGCAGUUGGGAAAAUGUAACAGUGAGGAAAGUUCGAAAUCAUAACAGCUACAUCAGGAACAUACUGUAUGUUCAGAGACAUUGGCUUCUUCUAAUAUGCCACCGCAUAACAUGGCUGCGUUUCAGCGAAGGUGACUUGGGGGAGCCGGCAGAGCUAGAACUGUGCUGUGACACGCUUAUCGGGACUGAUGAUCAUGUACUUCUGGAAUUUGCCUAUGCACCACUGAAUUAACAUGACUGCUGCAUUAGAAUGCAACGUAACAUGCGGGAACAUUACAGAAUGGCAACAUAUUAAAUGGGAACAUAAUAAGUAGGCGUGAAUGUGUUUUAGGUUGGGACCGCGAAAACGUGACAUACCUGGGAAAAUACAACAGUGAAGAAAGUAUCAACGAGGUUAUUUGUAAUUUUUCUCACUUUGCGUUGUGCCGGUUCCAUGUUAGAGAUCAGCUAGGAGUUUGUACAGCUACUGCGGUGAAAACCAACUGCAAUGCGGCCUGCAUGGGAGCCAACGCUAAGAACGGCCAGUUACGAGUGUGGCAGCAACUACUGCUUUGUUCGAGCGAGGCUGUGAGCCAGCAAACCAGACCCCUAGUGCUUUCGAAGGGUGCGAAAACUCGCUUGUACAGCUUUAUGUAUAGAUUGUCAGAUUGGCAUACUACUGUGAAAGAUUUUUUUUUUUUUUUUCACAAAAUCGAAAAUAAAAAGUAGUUUUCUGCU
Messenger RNA from Dermacentor silvarum, 5430 nucleotides. Its product is annotated as 2-hydroxyacyl-CoA lyase 2-like. Gene Ontology annotation, biological process: L-valine biosynthetic process. Gene Ontology annotation, cellular component: acetolactate synthase complex. Gene Ontology annotation, molecular function: thiamine pyrophosphate binding; magnesium ion binding; acetolactate synthase activity. The record is from RefSeq and is a predicted model, not a curated record. Lineage: Eukaryota; Metazoa; Arthropoda; Arachnida; Ixodida; Ixodidae.